Ilex paraguariensis (yerba mate) is the source of this 342-nucleotide messenger RNA. The record is from the annotation of a GenBank genome assembly. Lineage: Eukaryota; Viridiplantae; Streptophyta; Magnoliopsida; Aquifoliales; Aquifoliaceae.
GUCGCCACCGAUAAACCCCAGUCUCUGUGUAUGUCGGGUUCGCGCGCAAAAACAAUGGCUGCUUCAGCUGAAUAUGUGAAGCACAUCGAGUCGUAUGUUGACUCGUCCAGCUCUGCGACUCAGCAGGCUGCAAGUGUAGAUGCAAUUGCUGCUCUCUUGAAGAAUGACAUGCUAACUGUAGAAGCACUGGUUAAAGAGAUGGAGAUGUAUUUGACCACUACAGAUAGCAUCAUUCGCGCUAGAGGUAUCCUCCUCCUCGGAGAAUUAUUGACAAAAUUAGCAUCAAAGCUUUUGGACAAUGCUACUAUACAUAGCUUAAUAGGAUUCUUCACAGAAAGGCUG